Lates calcarifer (barramundi perch) is the source of this 733-nucleotide messenger RNA. Its product is annotated as prostaglandin reductase 1-like. NCBI's taxonomy places the organism in Eukaryota, Metazoa, Chordata, Actinopteri, Centropomidae. Gene Ontology annotation, molecular function: 15-oxoprostaglandin 13-reductase [NAD(P)+] activity. The record is from RefSeq and is a predicted model, not a curated record. Gene Ontology annotation, biological process: prostaglandin metabolic process. The transcript has 6 exons. The coding region runs from base 1 to 492 and encodes 163 amino acids.
AUGAGUUACCAGAAACGUUAUGCAGAACGCUGCAGCAGGGCAGUUGGCUCCAUGUUGGGCCGGAUUACUAAGCUCAAGGACUGCAAGGUGGUGGGUUCAGCAGGGUCUGACGCCAAGGUGGCCUUCCUUAAAGAGCUGGGCUUCGACGAGGCCUUCAACUACAAGACUGUUAGUUCUCUGGAGGAGGCACUGAAGAAGGCCUCUCCAGAGGGAUACGACUGCUUCUUUGAAAACGUGGGAGGCCCCUUUUCAACUGUUGCCUUGCAGCAGAUGAAGAACUUUGGAAGAAUAGCUGUGUGUGGAAGUAUUUCUGUGUACAAUGACACCACUCCUCAGACAGGCCCGUACCCCCAUCUGACUAUGAUCUUCAAGCAGCUUAAGAUGGAGGGCUUCAUGCAGAGCAGGUGGGAGCACAAGCACCCAGAAUCCCUCAGGAGGCUGAUGGGAUGGCUGAAGGAGCAUAUCACACUGACUUCCGCUGUUGGACUAUGACUAAGUAACUUGAUACAUCAGCCAUAAAAGCACAGUAUCCAGUCCCUGAAGGGCAUUCCUGAACUUCUCUGCUCGUCAGUCAGUGUGGGACACGUCCAUUCAGCCGUUAAUCAUGGUUCGCAUGGUGGAAAGUGUGGCGGAGUUUGAUGACAUCCUGAAGGAGGCCGGAGACAAGCUGGUGGUGGUGGACUUCACAGCCACAUGGUGUGGCCCCUGUAAAUACAUCGCCCCAGUAUUUGAA